UUUUCUUUUUUUGUACAUGUCACUAUAAUUAUGCCAAAAUAUAAUAACUGGUUAUACAUAGUUAUAAUAGUUUAUAUAGCUCUAAGUACAGUAAAUGCUUCUUUAGGUGAUGAGCAGCCCAUUUACACUAAAUGUGUUGAUGAAUGUGUUCAAUUGUCAUGCCCUACAUCUUUAGAUUAUUUUUUAAGCUUAUUAAAAUGGACUUGUCCAGAGAAUUGUAAAUACAGUUGUAUGCAAGAAAUAACGGAUGAAGCGAUUCAAAAAGGCACAGCUGUUUAUCAAUAUUACGGUAAAUGGCCAUUUUAUCGAUUCUUGGGUAUACAAGAGCCCGCUUCAGUCAUCUUUUCGAUUGGAAAUGGAGUUGUUCAUGCUUAUUAUUUACGACUAUUUAUAAAAUAUGUUCUAAACGGAUACUUUCUAAAGGGAUUCAUGAUACUGUAUACUAUCAUUGGUAUGAAUGCAUGGUUUUGGAGUACCAUCUUUCAUUCUCGAGACACAAAAUUUACAGAACUUAUGGACUAUUUCUCAGCUGCUUUGUUAGUACUUUAUACAUUAUUUUAUGCAAUCCUGAGAGUGUUUGAUAUUCGAAAUGGAUUCAUGAUCAAGACGAUGGGAGUCGUGUUUAUUUGUGCAUUUGUAGCCCAUGUUGGUUACUUGGUUAUUGUAAUAUUUGACUAUACCUAUAAUAUGUAUGCUAAUUUGAUUAUUGGGGGGCUUCAAAUAUCUCUUUGGAUUUAUUGGUUUAUAAUACAAAUCACAAGGUCCAAAAAUCAUUCAAGAUUAUCUUAUGCGUACCUUGCUGUUGUCUCCUGUGUUGGUGUUGCAGUUUCUCUGUGCCUCGAAUUAAUUGAUUUCCCGCCUUUAUGGCGAGUAUUUGACGCUCAUAGUCUAUGGCAUUUUACAACUAUUCCACUUACAAUCAUCUGGUAUCGUUUCUUAAUGGCUGAUAUGUGGUAUGAAAUGAAUACUAAAUCCUUUUCUUACACUGCUGUUCCUCUUUUACCAGAAUAAUAAGUAAGUCAUUAGUGUAAUCAUACAUGUUUGUAUAUAACAAAGAAAGUCAUCUGCCGUUCAUAUCCUAGAUUUUUUUAAAAAAAAAUAGAAAUAUAGAGAAAAAAAAAGUAUUUUUUUUGUAUAUAAUAGAUAAAUAAUAUGUAUAGA
Messenger RNA from Cokeromyces recurvatus, 1161 nucleotides. Its product is annotated as Per1-like-domain-containing protein. Gene Ontology annotation, biological process: GPI anchor biosynthetic process. Gene Ontology annotation, molecular function: hydrolase activity, acting on ester bonds. The transcript is spliced from 2 exons. Gene Ontology annotation, cellular component: endoplasmic reticulum membrane. The record is from RefSeq and is a predicted model, not a curated record. The coding region runs from base 31 to 1011 and encodes 326 amino acids. Lineage: Eukaryota; Fungi; Mucoromycota; Mucoromycetes; Mucorales; Mucoraceae.